AUGUCGACAAAGAGGAAGGAGAAUAGCGUCCGUCACUUUCUUAACGCGCAACCGAAGAAAAUUUCUUCUCCCACAACCGAGAGGAGUUCAGCACAAAAGCAAGAUACAGCACCACUGGAUGUAAAUAUCGAUAUUUUGAAUGAUCAUCACCAACUAAGCGACUAUUCUCCAGAUAUGUCGAUUGUUGUUGAAGAUUCAGAGGAAGUAACAAUUAAUAGCAACGUUCCGCGUAAAGUGUUGAGUAUCGCAGCAGAAGAGGCGGAAUUACCAAAGGAAUGUGUCAGACUGGGGACAUUGCAACAGAUUUUCCACAAAGCGGAGUUUCUUUUGAACGAACCUAAUGCUAUCAAGGCGGCGGCGUCAGAUGAUUCGCGAAAUCAGAACUGUCAAGACGGUGGUACUCCACUUAUCGUUCGUCCAGUGAACAAGAAAUCUAAUCUAUUUACGUGUGAGUGUACUGUUGUACCUUCAAAUAUGUUGGUAUGUGUCCUGAUACCGUUGCAGUGGCUGAAACGCAAGAUCUAUUGUUUGAAUAUCUUUCCGACUUGCGUGCAAAGUUUACUAGUCAGGAAGGGAAAAAGAAAAAUGUAGGAGUAAACAUAACAGCAGUCAUAGAAACCGGUUUGAAAAUCACUGAGAAAGCUGACAAGCUAAAUGAAGUAAACAAAAAGGUGCAGAGAUGUUUAAAAAAGAGUGGAGCCAAAGAAUCAUUUUCUAGUACAUGCACAACAAACCCAGUACUGAAAAAUGUCACACCUACAGCAACAACUACUGGGUUUGGACAUGAAAUCGGAACUUCACCUCAGCCGUUUUUACGUUAUGUGCACGACGAACCCAACGCUAAAGCAAGUCACACCUGCUAUUCCGGAUGUUUUUCCAACACCAACCGAGUUUGGACAUCAAUUCGAAGCUGCAGUUCAUCAGUCAGUGGGCAUGGUCCCAGGGCUGCUCCAACCACAUCAAAUAUUUCAGGAGCAUCAGUUAGAGGCGUCAUAUGGGCAUCUGCAAGUGGGGAAGACAAGCGUCACCACCCAACAAAGUCGCAGCAUCGCAAGUAAUAUUCAGCCUGAUUUAAAUG
This is a messenger RNA of Paramuricea clavata, 1078 nucleotides long. Lineage: Eukaryota; Metazoa; Cnidaria; Anthozoa; Malacalcyonacea; Plexauridae. The record is from the annotation of a GenBank genome assembly.